GAAGAGGUUGAGAAAGUUCGUUAUCAUCGAAAAAUGUAUUGAUAACAGAGUCAGUUUUUGGUAAAAACUUCAACGAGUGUCGCUUGAUCAAGACGUUCCUGUUUUAAGGUAUUGAUAAUAAAACUGAAAAUGUGGAAUUUUUUCGGAGAUACUUGUGAAAAAAUAAGGAAAAUACAGGAGGACAUGCUAGAAACAAAUGGUUAUCAUUGGGAAAAAUACACAGUGACCACAGAGGAUGGCUACAUAAACACUAUAUACAGGAUUCCGUACAGCCAUAAUAUAAAAACAAACAAUAACGAACGUAGACCUCCAGUUAUUCUAAGCCACGGAAUGACUUGCUGUAGUGCAGUUUUUCUGAAUCAGUGCCAACUUGGAUAUUACUUAGCUGACCAGGGUUACGAUGUCUGGUUACCAAAUAAUAGAGGAACAACGUUUUCUAGGAAACACGUCAUCUUAGACCCAGAAAAGGAUAAGGAUAAAUAUUGGAAUUUCAGUUGGCAUGAGAUUGGAGUAUACGACAUCCCAGCAUUUGUAGAUCUUGUGAUAGAAAAAACGAGUUUUCAAAAAGUUUAUUACAUCGGACAUUCUCAGGGUACCACAGCUCUUGCAGUCUUUCUCUCAGAAAGACCCGAAUAUAAUGAUAAAAUCAUGUUGAGCUGCUUGAUGGGAAGCGUGAUAUCUAUGGAUGAAGGCGUUAAAGCUAAUGUUGUGACGCUUUUGAAGUACUUUAUGGUUCCUCUAAUUAAGUUAGUCGAUCGUCACUUAUUUCGAAUACAUGUGAUUCCAUUUUCGAAUACGAUCCGAGCUAUGUCACCUCUGUUAAGUUGGAAUAGUAUCGGCCGUUACAUUUCAAUGAAAAGCUUGUACUACAUGACUGGAUAUGAAAAUUUUGAACAAGCAACUCAGCUUGAUCUGACCAAGUUUUGUCAGACCAUGCCAAACACUUCAUCAAUUGGUCAACUUCUACACUAUAUGCAAAAUAUACAAAGUAAAAAGUUCACAAAAUAUGACUAUGGGCCCGAGAAAAAUUUAGAGAAGUAUGGAUCAACUGAACCACCACUUUAUGAUUUGAAAAAAGUUACUUCACCAGUAGCGCUUUUCUAUGGAAAAAAUGACAUGUUCAAUAAUUAUAAAACAGACAAUUUGGAUAAAAAAUUAGGCAACGUGGUUUAUACACAUGUUGUUGAGGACGACGGUUUCAAUCAUAUAGAUUUUCUGAUAGCCAAAGAUAGUGUCCCUCUUCUAUACAAGCAUAUAGUUGAAAUAAUGAAAAGGUACCAGGAAUCAUGAUGACAGAAUAGGACAUUGAAUGGCCAAAAUGAAAAACCUUUUCAAAAUGAAUUUUAUGAUUUCAGUACCCUGGUAGACAUACCACUAAAAUCAUUAUUUUCACUUGAAUUCUAUUGUAACUCGAAUUGAAAUUAAAUUAUUGUG
This is a messenger RNA of Harmonia axyridis, 1434 nucleotides long. Its product is annotated as lipase 3-like. NCBI's taxonomy places the organism in Eukaryota, Metazoa, Arthropoda, Insecta, Coleoptera, Coccinellidae. The transcript is spliced from 7 exons. Gene Ontology annotation, molecular function: hydrolase activity, acting on ester bonds. The record is from RefSeq and is a predicted model, not a curated record. The coding region runs from base 130 to 1290 and encodes 386 amino acids.